Messenger RNA from Otolemur garnettii (small-eared galago), 1618 nucleotides. It is a transcript of the gene MSANTD3, whose product is annotated as Myb/SANT DNA binding domain containing 3. The record is from RefSeq and is a predicted model, not a curated record. NCBI's taxonomy places the organism in Eukaryota, Metazoa, Chordata, Mammalia, Primates, Galagidae. The transcript is spliced from 2 exons. The coding region runs from base 39 to 866 and encodes 275 amino acids.
UACAGGAUAGCUAACGGCCAGGAGAAAUAGAGUGGAAAAUGCAAAACAACGAAAUUAUAAAACCUGCCAAAUACUUCUCAGAAUUGGAAAAGAGCAUUUUGCUUGCUUUAGUAGAAAAGUACAAAUAUGUGCUGGAGUGUAAGAAAAGUGAUGCACGAACUAUUGCCCUCAAGCAACGUACCUGGCAAGCGCUUGCCCAUGAGUACAACUCCCAGCCCAGCGUGUCACUGCGGGAUUUCAAACAGCUGAAAAAGUGCUGGGAGAACAUCAAGGCUCGGACCAAAAAAAUUAUGGCCCAUGAAAGGAGAGAGAAAGGAAAACGUAGUGUCAGCCCGCUUCUGAGCACCCACGUCUUAGGGAAGGAGAAGACUGCCAACAUGCUGCCGGAGCAGCUCUACUUCCUGCAGAGUCCUCCCGAGGAGGAGCCGGAGUACCACCCUGACACUGCAGCCCAAGAAUCAUUUGCUGUUUCAAAUAGAGAACUGUGCGAUGAUGAGAAAGAGUUCGUUCAUUUUCCAGUAUGUGAGGGGACCUCUCAACCUGAACCCUCGUGUUCAGCUGUCAGAAUAACAGCCAAUAAAAACUACAGGAGCAAAACUUCUCAGGAAGGUGCUUUAAAAAAGAUGCAUGAGGAAGAACACCAUCAACAAAUGUCCAUCUUACAACUGCAACUGAUACAAAUGAAUGAGGUGCAUGUGGCCAAAAUCCAGCAGAUAGAGCGAGAGUGUGAGAUGGCAGAGGAGGAACACAGGAUAAAAAUGGAAGUUCUCAAUAAAAAGAAGAUGUAUUGGGAAAGAAAGCUACAAACUUUUACCAAGGAAUGGCCUGUUUCCUCAUUUAACCGGCCCUUUCCCAAUUCACCGUAAGACUUUGGGGGUGGCUCUCUUGUAAUUAAUCUGUGUUGGCAAAGAAAGUCUGGAACAUGAAUUCACGGUCAGCAACCUGUAACAGAGCUACAACUAGGAAAAUUAGAGUGGUAAUAGUCACUUAUUUAAGAAUACAUUCAGGUAAACAGCUGCACCCUAUUUACCCCUUAAGUGGCAAAGAAGCUGUUAUAGUCUUCUGAAAAUUAUCACUAUGAGUGCUAUAAUUCUGAAUGUAAUGUCUCUUAAUUAGAAUUCAUACAAGAACCAUGUGUGAGUGUUGUCGUUGUAUUUUUUUUUUUUUAAAUCAAACGCAAGGGUGACUAUAAAGGAGUGUGGCUGAUUUUUUUUUUUUUUUUAAACAGCAGAACUUUUCUAUCCAAAUGAAUGCCCUUCCAUCCAAAUCAGCUGUCCUGGGAGGCCACACAGGUCUCCAGUGGUGAUGCUGUUGCUCAGAACUUGCUAGAGGUCUUUAGGGAACCCCCCUUGAGAGCCACAGCACCUUUUUCACUUUUUGGGUGCCAUCCUCUGGGUGUGGAUUUUCUGUUUUUUCAACUGCCCAACAUUUAGAAGGGUAUUUUCUAAUGUGAAUCCUAAACUGCCUUUUCAGGCCUUUCCCCAAAGAGGAGUUCCAAAUAAUGUCUCCAACCAUGGUAGCUUUGUUGGAACUAAGGGUGUGACUACUUUGAAGAAGAAAUGUUUGUUUAGAUUUCUACAUUCUGUUAUGUUUGCUUUAUUAAAAAAAAGACUUGCAA